GAAUGGCAUGCAUUAAUUUACACUCUUCACGUGUUUGUUUUGCUGAAGCUCAGUGCGUCAGACGCGCGCUCCUUGGAGAUCAGCAGAAUUAUCGCGGCGCGCAGCGCGCAGGCGUGAUCCAGUCUGAGCCGCGCGAGCUGGAGACCAGUCACUCGUGCAGCGCGUAUCUUCCGUAUCCUGAGCUCCACCUCUCCCGCCGGACAUGCCCUCCGGACCCCGGCGACGCUCCGCGCCUCUGCCCGGCGCGUGAAUGGCCCCCCGCCAUGGACGAAACGCCGUUCCAGAAAGUCAAGACGCGGCGCAGGAGGAGCCACUGCCCGCCCGGGGUCAUCGCGUGCGAGGACGAGUUCGACUGCAAGGAGCUCGAGUUGCUCUUCCGCAGCUACAGUCUGAAGCUGGAGCAGACGCGCACGCUGACGGCGCUGACGGUGCUCGCGCUGCUGGCGUCCAGUCUCAGCCUGCUGGAGCUGCUGCUGUCCGGCGCCAGCCUCACCGUCGCCAAGGGCUCGUACCCGGUGCACUCCGUCGUCUUCGUCUCGCUCUUCAUUGUCACCAACGUCAAGUACCUGCGGGCGGUUCAGCUGCAGCAGAUCUCGCACCUGAGCCUGCUCUUCUGCUUCAGCUUCUCGCUGCUGUGCUGCCCGUUCGCCGCGGCUCCGGAGCACGGUGUGUGGCAGCUUCUGCUGCUGACGUUCGUGUCGUAUGCGCUGCUGCCGGUGCGCACGCUGCUCGCGCUGCUGUUCGGUGUGCUGGUGUCCCUGGCGCACAUCAUCGUCACAGCUGCGUCGGUGACGGCGAGGACACAGCGGCUGUGGAGAGCGCUGGCUGUGAACACGCUGCUCUUCACCGGAGUGAAUCUGUCGGGUCUGUUUGUGCGGAUCUUGAUGGAGAGAGCCCAACGCAGAUCCUUCCUGCAGGCUCGAGACUGCCUCGAGGAGAAACUGCGCAUGGAGGACGAGAACGAGAAACAGGAGCGUCUGCUGAUGAGUCUGCUGCCCAGAAACGUGGCCAUGGAGAUGAAGGAGGACUUCCUGAAACCUCCAGAGAGGAUCUUCCACAAGAUCUACAUCCAGCGGCAUGAUCACGUCAGUAUCCUGUUUGCGGAUAUCGUGGGCUUCACAAGUCUGGCGUCGCAGUGCACAGCGCAGGAACUCGUUAAACUCCUCAACGAGCUCUUCGGCAAGUUUGAUGAGCUCGCCACGGAGAAUCACUGUCGGCGGAUCAAGAUUCUGGGCGACUGCUACUACUGUGUGUCCGGCCUGACGCAGCCCAAGACGGAUCACGCUCACUGCUGCGUGGAGAUGGGUCUGGACAUGAUCGACACCAUCACGUCGGUGGCUGAAGCUACAGAGGUGGAUCUGAACAUGCGUGUGGGUCUGCACACGGGACGGGUGCUCUGUGGCGUGUUGGGUCUCAGGAAGUGGCAGUAUGACGUGUGGUCGAAUGAUGUGACGCUGGCUAACAUGAUGGAGGCUGGAGGACUGCCGGGGAAGGUGCACAUCACUCGCUCCACGCUGGACUGUCUGAAUGGAGAUUACGAGGUGGAGCCGGGAAACGGCCGCGAGAGACACUCGUUCCUGCUCAAACACGACAUCGAGACCUUCUUCAUAGUGCCAUCUCACCGCAGGAAGAUUAUUCCUGGUCUGAUCCUGUCAGACAUUAAACCUGCCAAAAAGAUGAAGUUUAAGACGGUGUGUUUCUUGUUGGUGCAGCUCAUGCACUGCCGCAAGAUGUUCAAGGCUGAGAUUCCCUUCUCCAAUGUCAUGAACUGUGAGGACGGGGACAAGAGGAGGUUGCUGCGCUUGGUGCCGGAGAAGCUCAGGAACCGGACCUCCACGACGGCUAACACGACCCAGAGCAGCCCGGGGACACGGGUCAACCGCUACAUCAGCCGUCUGAUCGAGGCCCGGCAGACGGAGUCCCACACAUCUGACCUGCACUACCUCACGCUCACCUACAGAGACCCGGAGCGAGAGCGCAGGUAUCAUCAGCUGAAUGACGAGUACUUCACCGGCGCUGUGCUUCUGUCUCUCGUCCUCACGGCUCUGAUCGCCAUCCUCUACCUGCUCAUCAUGCCUCAGCGGAGGCUCGUGUUGGUGCUGCUGGUCUUCUGCAUCUGUUUCCUGGUCGUGUGCAUCAUGUACCUGCACAUCUCUAGAGUUCAGUGUUUUCCAGGGUGCCUCAGCGUACGGAUCCGCACCGUCCUGUGUGUGUCUAUAGUGCUCUUAAUACACGCCGUGGCCCAGGCCUGUGUGGUGGGCUGCAUGCCGUGGCUCUGGCCGUCUAACUCCACACACUCCAUCGUGAUCAUCGAUGUGUCCGCAGGGCUGAACUGCACCAUGGCGGAGCUGCCGUGUGAAGGAGCGCCGUACGCCCUGCUGUGCUGCAUGCUGGGGACGCUGACCGUGGUGCUGUUCCUGCGAGUGUCCUGGCUGUCCAAACUCUUUCUGCUGCUGCUGCUGCUGCUGCUGUACAUCACCGUGCUGGAGCUCAGCGGAUUCAGACGCUCCUCGGGGACGGUGUUGAUGAGCGCUCGCGGUCUGGAGCCCAUCCUCUCUCUGCUGCUGUUCUCCACCGCUCUCGCCCUUCACUCCAGACUGAUGGAGCUCAAGCUGCGCCUGGACUUCCUCUGGGCCACACAGGCGGAGGAGGAGAGAGAUGGCAUGGAGAAAGUUAAACUGGACAACAAGAGGAUCCUGUUCAACCUGCUGCCGGUUCACGUGGCUCAACACUUCCUGCUGUCUAACCCCAGAGACAUGGAUCUGUAUUACCAGUCCUACGCUCAGGUUGGUGUUCUGUUCGCUUCCAUCCCCAACUUUAAUGACUUCUACAUCGAGCUGGAUGGAAACAACAUGGGUGUGGAGUGUCUGCGGCUGCUCAACGAGAUCAUCGCCGACUUCGACGAGCUCCUGGAUAAAGAGUGUUAUAAAGACAUUGAGAAGAUCAAGACCAUCGGCAGCACGUACAUGGCAGCGGUGGGUUUGGUGCCCACCAUCGGAACCAAGGAAAAGAAAUCCACAUCAGAGCACCUGAGCACCAUCGCAGACUUCGCCAUCGAGAUGUUUGACGUUCUGGAUGAAAUCAACUACCAGUCAUAUAAUGACUUCGUCUUGAGAGUGGGUAUUAAUGUGGGUCCGGUGGUGGCUGGGGUCAUCGGGGCCCGUCGGCCACAGUAUGAUAUCUGGGGAAACACGGUGAACGUAGCCAGCCGCAUGGACAGCACCGGAGAGCCUGGGAAGAUACAGGUGACGGAGGAAGUCAACCGUCUGCUUCAGAGCGACUAUGAUCUGGUGUGCCGUGGCAAUGUCAGCGUGAAGGGCAAAGGUCAGAUGCUCACAUAUUUCCUGGAGGGUAAAGCGCAGGACCCUGGGAGCCGAGCGCCGCAUCACACCGGGGGCCUGGAGCGCAGGGUUCACGCCAUCGCCCGCUCCAGCAGCACACACACCAAAGACGACGGUACCGUGUCCGUGGCCGGGUCAGCGUGAGAAGCAGCACUCCGGGGUCAUGAAGCACCACCGCUAAUGUGCCUAUGCUAAGAGAAGAACAGGAGGUCAAGGGGGGGAUGUAGGACCAAUCAUCUGCAGGAGGAAAGAAUUAACCCUCUUCCCUUUAUUCAGGAACACCUAUGUUCACUUCCAUAAUGUACUUUAUGCAAUAAUUUUUUACUUAAUAUACUAAAAAAUGAUUCUUUAGUGCUUCUUAUUAUAAACUUAAGGUCAUCUAAGUGUACUCUACUGUGCUAUUUUGGGACACUAUGAAUAUGAACUAAAAUGUGCUUUUAACAUAGUGGGCCCUAUUUUAACGAUCUAAAUGCAAAGUGUAAAGUGCAUGGCGCAGGUGCACUCAGGCCGUCCAAAUCCACUUCUGCUAUUUUAACGACGCAAAAGCAGUCCGUGUGCCGGGGCAUAACGUUCAAUAAACCAAUCAGAGUGUCAUCUCCAAUUCUUCCUAUUUAAAUGGCGGAAUAUGUUGGCGUAAAAGCUGAACGAAGAAACCGAUCUGCUCAUGUGCGAAGUUAAAGCGCUCGAGCAGAUCAUCUACCGGACAAGCAGGAAUCCACCAAAUCUUUCCGAGGUGAAGAAGUUAUAGGAUGAAGUAGAAUUUAAUUCAUUAUUAUAAGUAGUAAUAGGCUGAAUUGCAAAUAGGUAGCCUAAUUCUAAUACACGCAAUGUCUGUAUUUUUAAUCAUUUUUGUAUUUAUGUAGCCUACACAAUAAUAUUCUUUUACACUGUAAUCCUUUUGUUUUUAAUUUUUGGCAUGUUUGUGUGAUGUGCAUCCCUGUGUGUAAUAAGCAAAGUUAGUGCACACUGUGGACCCGCCCAGACGUGCAUUUUCUACCAACACGCUCUUUAAAUAACAAAAAAAUAUUGUGCCAUUGACUUUAGACUUCAGAGUUUUGAGUUGGUUUGAGUUGGUCUAUGGCACAGUCUAUUUUCAGCUCCUUAAAAUAGAAAAGCGCCUGAACACACCUCUUUUUAAGCAUUGCAUUGUUUAAUGCAUUUGCUAAUUAAACGACGUGGCUCUGGACAGGAAAAUGCGAACGGCGCCGGACUGAAACUAGCUAACACACUUGCACUGCACCUUGCAUCACAUUGCGCCGGGUGUAUGAAAGGUCCAGUAUCUUUUUGUUUUAUAAAAAAUAUAUAAUAAUUUACCACUUGUAGUACAAGUGAACCAUCUUUCAUACACUAGUACACUCAAGUGUGACUAAAUACAGUUUGUUUUUAAAUACAGAGAUGGUAUGUUAAAAGCACAUUCUAAUUCAUAUUCAUGGUGUUCCAAAAUUGCAGUUAUAUCAUAUACUGACAUUAUAUAUCAAUACACUAUUUGUGUAUAUAGAACUAGAGAAAUCAGGGAGUUUGAUAACAGCUUUAUCCUCAUCAUCAUCCUCAGCUGUAGUCACACUGAUAGACUGUCCUGACACUAUAAAUAACAACCUGAUAUUUAUAUUAAUUUAUAAAGUGGAGUCCAAAUCAUAUGACACUGCACUGAAAAAGCUUCAGUUUCACAUUCUCAUGACUGAAUACGCUGCUACGCUCGCUCGAUGGCACCACGGGUUCACUUCAGCGGCGAGGGAUCUUCGGCAGCACGUCCCACCUUCCUCCCGGGCUUCGGCACCAAUGUAACAAUGUUCUUUCAUGGGAAGAAGGAGGCGGGAACUGGUGGACAAAAAAAGAAAAAAAUGUAAAUAAUAAAAAAAUAGACAAAGCAGCGCGGCAGCCCCUCACAGACGACUGCAACGCACAAACAAAAUCAAAACUAAAUUAAAAUCCAGGUCUGGUCCUCUCUCUCCUGUUUUAUAUCCUUCCAUCUCCUCCAUGGGACUCGAGAUCGGUGGUGGGUCGAGCAGGUGUCGCUCAUUUCCAAUCACUCCACCGGCCUCGCACCAUUCCCACAGCUCUCAGCCCCGCCCCACUCGUCACAGAGAUGUAGUUAGCUUUUGUCAGCUGCUGAUUUAUUAAACAAUGUUUCUUUGCAGAUUUAAACUAUAUUUUGUGUCUUAGACUGUCAGUGUGGUGUCAGGCAUGUGGACCCCACUGUGUGUGUGUGCUGUGAUAAAGUGUGUGAUUAACAGGGACAAACCUCAACGUGCUGAAUAUGUGCCAAUGAAAUUAAAUCUCAGUCUGAAGUGUGAAGCCUUGCUCUCAGUUGUUGAAGCUCUAAGACUGGCAAGAGCAGAAUCCAAAUCUUCAGUACUUAUCUUGCUUGAUCUGUCCGCUGCUUUUGACACAGUUAACCACCAGAUCCUCCUAUCAACCCUACUGGCAAAAGGCAUCUCAGGAACAACACUUCAAUGGUUUGAGUCUUACCUAUCAGAUAGGUUCUUCAAAGUAUCUUGGAGAGGUGAGGUGUCCAAGUCUCAACAUCUAACUACUGGGGUGCCUCAGGGCUCAGUUCUUGGACCACUUCUCUUCUCUGUCUACAUGGCAUCAUUAGGUUCUGUCAUUCAGAAACAUGGCUUUUCAUACCACUGCUAUGCUGAUGACACUCAACUCUACCUCUCAUUCCAUCCUGAUGAUCCGACGGUAACUACUCGCAUCUUCAUACUUGCUGGAUGAAGGACCAUCACCUUCAACUCAACCUUGCCAAGACAGAACUGCUUCUGGUUCCAGCAAACCCGUUGUUUCAUCAAGUUAGGCACAUCAACCAUAACUUGUUCAAAAACAGCUAGAAGCCUUGGAGUUAUGAUUGAUGAUCAGCUGACUUUCUCAGACCACAUUGCUAAAACUGUCCGAUCCUGCAGAUUUGCUUUAUUCAACAUCAAGAAGAUCUUGUUUAUUGUGUUGUUUAUUAUUUAAAAGCCCUUGUUCCAUGCACUGCGUUUAAGGUAACAGAGACAUGUUAUAGCAUUUGUAUCAUUGCUCUCUUGUUUUUGAUUGCUUCCAUUGUCCUAAUUUGUAAGUCGCUUUGGAUAAAAGCAUCUGCUAAAUGACUAAAUGUAAAUGUAGGUGUAUUGAUUGGAUCUGAUUUUGUCAUCAGCACUCACCGUAAUAAUAACAGUGUGACAUGACUGACACGAUCAAAUACUCUGUGCACAAGAGGACUUCACUCAUGAAUGUGUGGUGUGUUUCUGGGGCUUCUACCUGAGCCAGGCGGAUGGUUUGAUGUUAAAGAGGUCAGUAAUGUGUAGUCUAUGUGGGCACAAGAGUACAGUGACCAUCUACUGACACUGAGGUCAACAACCCGUCCACGAGGAAAACACUCACACACAGUGUAUAGAUCUCUGUAGACUGGUGUGUGUUUACAAGCACAAACUCAUUCUCUGAUUCUGUACAUUUCUGAGACUGUUUGUGAGGAGAAACAAUGACUCUUUUUAUAUUUCUAUGGCAGAUGUUUAUUUUCAUUCUGAUGUUUUGAAUCAUGAUGCUUUUCUUCUUCAGGGUAUGAAUCGAUCUCUCAGUCGCUCUCUGUACUGUCGAAACAGUAUUCUUGCCUUAUUUGACACGCUUGUGGUGCUUAAAGUCAUUUGCCUUUUAGCUCUUUGAUAUACAGAAGUGUAUUUGUAAAUACAGCGAUGAAUGAUAUACUGUCCUUUGUACAGUGUAAACCUGAGCAAAACAAGUUUGUAAUAAAGAAAGUAUUAAAGUACAACUGUUCUCAA
This is a messenger RNA of Carassius gibelio (silver crucian carp), 7102 nucleotides long. Its product is annotated as adenylate cyclase type 1-like. The transcript has 20 exons. The record is from RefSeq and is a predicted model, not a curated record. Lineage: Eukaryota; Metazoa; Chordata; Actinopteri; Cypriniformes; Cyprinidae. Gene Ontology annotation, biological process: intracellular signal transduction; cAMP biosynthetic process; adenylate cyclase-activating G protein-coupled receptor signaling pathway. The coding region runs from base 3 to 3485 and encodes 1160 amino acids. Gene Ontology annotation, molecular function: adenylate cyclase activity. Gene Ontology annotation, cellular component: plasma membrane.